UUCCCUUUUUGCGUCGUUGAGACUCGGCGGCGGCCGGGCUCGGGGCGGACGUGCCACUAUGGGGUCGUCAAAAAAGCACCGCGGCGAGAAGGAGGCGGCCGGGACGACAGCGGCGGCCGGCACCGGGGGCACCACCGAGCAGCCGCCGCGGCACCGGGAGCACAAGAAACACAAGCACCGGAGCGGCGGCAGCGGCGGCGGCGGCGAACGACGGAAGCGGAGCCGGGAGCGUGGGGGCGAGCGCGGGGGCGGGCGGCGCGGAGCCGAGGCGGAGGCCCGCGGCGGCGCGCACGGGCGGGAGCGCGGCCAGGCCGAGCCCUCCGAGCGGCGCGUGAAGCGGGAGAAGCGCGACGAUAGCUACGAGGCUGCUGCCAACUCCAAAACCAGUUCAGGAGAUGCCUCAUCACUCAGCAUCGAGGAGACCAAUAAACUCCGGGCAAAGUUGGGGCUGAAACCCUUGGAGGUCAAUGCUGUCAAGAAGGAGGCGGGCACCAAGGAGGAGCCCGUGGCUGCUGAUAUCAUCAACCCCAUGGCCUUGCGACAGCGGGAGGAGCUGCGAGAGAAGCUGGCAGCUGCCAAGGAAAAGCGCCUGCUGAAUCAGAAGCUAGGGAAGAUAAAGACGCUGGGGGAGGAUGACCCCUGGCUGGAUGACACUGCAGCCUGGAUUGAGAGGAGCCGACAGCUUCAGAAGGAGAAGGACUUGGCAGAGAAGAGAGCCAAGCUGCUGGAAGAGAUGGACCAAGAGUUUGGUGUCAGCACUCUGGUGGAGGAGGAGUUUGGGCAGAGGAGGCAGGACCUGUACAGUGCCCGGGACCUGCAGGGCCUCACUGUGGAGCAUGCCAUUGAUUCCUUCCGAGAAGGGGAGACCAUGAUUCUCACCCUCAAGGACAAAGGUGUGCUGCAGGAGGAGGAGGAUGUGCUGGUGAACGUGAACUUGGUGGACAAGGAGCGGGCAGAGAAAAACGUGGAGCUGCGGAAGAAGAAGCCCGACUACCUGCCCUACGCGGAGGAUGAGAGUGUGGAUGACUUGGCACAGCAAAAACCCCGCUCCAUCCUGUCGAAGUAUGAUGAGGAGCUGGAGGGGGAGCGGCCACACUCCUUCCGCUUGGAGCAGGGCGGCACAGCCGAUGGCCUGCGGGAGCGGGAGCUGGAGGAGAUCCGGGCCAAGCUAAGACUGCAGGCUCAGUCCCUGAGCUCGGCUGGGCCCCGGCUCGCCUCUGAGUACCUCACACCUGAGGAGAUGGUGACCUUUAAAAAGGCCAAGCGGAGGGUGAAGAAAAUCCGCAAGAAGGAGAAAGAGGUGGUGGUGCGGGCAGAUGACUUGCUGCCUCUUGGGGACCAGACUCAAGAUGGGGACUUUGGCUCCAGAGCGCGGGGCCGGGGUCGGCGCCGGGUGCCCGAGGCUGAUGAGGAGGCCCAGGAGGAGGAGGAGGAGAAGGAGCCAGCACCACAGCCCCCCCAGUCGGACGACACCCGUGUGGAGAACAUGGACAUCAGUGAUGAAGAGGAGGGCGGGGCGCCGCGCUCUGGGUCCCCAGAGGUGCUGGAGGAGGACGAGGCCGAGCUGGAGCUACAGAAGCAGCUGGAGAAGGGGCGCCGGCUGCGGCAGCUCCAGCAGCUGCGAGACAGUGGCGAGAGGGUGGUGGAGAUCGUGAAGAAGCUGGAGUCACGCCAGCGGGGCUGGGAGGAGGACGAGGACCCGGAGCGGAAGGGCGCCAUCGUGUUCAAUGCCACGUCGGAGUUCUGCCGCACCCUGGGAGAGAUCCCCACCUAUGGACUGGCUGGCAACCGUGAGGAGCAGGAGGAGCUCAUGGACUUUGAGCGGGACGAGGAGCGCUCAGCCACCGGCGGUUCCGAAUCCGAUGGGGAGGAGAACAUGGGCUGGAGCACAGUGAACCUGGACGAGGAGAAGCAGCAGCAGGAUUUCUCCGCCUCCUCCACCACCAUCCUGGACGAGGAGCCCAUCGUGAACAGAGGGCUGGCAGCUGCUCUGCUCUUGUGUCAGAACAAAGGGCUGCUGGAGACCACAGUGCAGAAGGUGGCCCGGGUGAAGGCGCCCAACAAGUCCCUGCCAUCCGCCGUGUACUGCAUCGAGGACAAGAUGGCCAUCGAUGACAAGUACAGCCGGCGGGAGGAAUACCGUGGCUUCACCCAGGACUUCAAAGAGAAGGAUGGCUACAAGCCUGAUGUCAAGAUCGAGUACGUGGACGAGACGGGCCGCAAGCUCACUCCCAAGGAGGCUUUCCGGCAGCUGUCCCAUCGCUUCCACGGGAAGGGCUCAGGCAAGAUGAAGACCGAGCGGCGGAUGAAGAAGCUGGAUGAGGAGGCACUGCUGAAGAAGAUGAGCUCCAGUGACACGCCCCUGGGCACGGUGGCCUUGCUCCAGGAGAAGCAGAAGGCCCAGAAGACCCCGUACAUCGUGCUCAGCGGCAGUGGCAAGAGCAUGAACGCGAACACCAUCACCAAGUGAAGCAGACCCUUCUCCUUACCCCCACUCCCACCCCCACCCCCACUGUAAUAUUAAAUAAAGCUCCUUCCUUAUUUUUUUC
Choloepus didactylus (southern two-toed sloth) is the source of this 2549-nucleotide messenger RNA. It is a transcript of the gene SART1, whose product is annotated as spliceosome associated factor 1, recruiter of U4/U6.U5 tri-snRNP. Bases 59 to 2470 code for a protein of 803 amino acids. The record is from RefSeq and is a predicted model, not a curated record. Lineage: Eukaryota; Metazoa; Chordata; Mammalia; Pilosa; Megalonychidae. Gene Ontology annotation, cellular component: U4/U6 x U5 tri-snRNP complex. Gene Ontology annotation, biological process: maturation of 5S rRNA; mRNA cis splicing, via spliceosome. The transcript is spliced from 20 exons.